CCUGAUACAUCUCUUAUGCUCUAUUUCCUUGUGACAGACAUCGAUGAGUGUACUAGUAAAAGUACUAUCCAUAAACAUAACUGUUCGGAUCCCAGCACCUGUAGAAACAAGGUUGGAGGCUUCUAUUGUAAGUGUCGAUCUGGUUACCGCUUAGAUACUACCAAAAUGAGUUGCAAGCGUAAAGACUUUGGAUGGGCUACCAUUCUUCUUGGAACAACCAUUGGCUUCUUGUCCAUCCUGCUUGCAGUUAGCUGUGUACGACAGAAAAUGAAGCACCGGAAUAACAGUCAGCUCCGACAAAAAUUCUUCGUACAAAAUGGUGGCGGCUUGUUAGUACAGAGACUCUCAGGAGGAGAGACAUCAAAUUCUAAUAUAAAAAUAUUCACUGAAGAAGGCAUGAAGACUGCAACCAAUGGUUAUGACCAGAGCAGAAUCCUUGGCCAGGGAGGCCAAGGAACAGUCUACAAAGGGAUAUUGCCUGACAACUCCAUAGUUGCAAUAAAGAAAGCUCGGCUUGGAGACAACAGCCAAGUAGAGCAGUUCAUCAACGAAGUGCUAGUUCUUUCACAAAUCAACCAUAGAAACGUGGUCAAGCUCCUAGGAUGUUGUCUGGAGACAGAAGUUCCCUUGCUGAUCUAUGAGUUCAUUAACAGUGGCACCCUUUUCGAUCACUUGCACGGUUCCUUCUCUAGUCUUUCUCUUACAUGGGAACACCGCCUGAGGAUAGCCGUGGAGAUAGCUGGAACUCUUGCAUAUCUUCACUCAUCUGCUUCUAUUCCAAUCAUCCACCGAGACGUCAAGACUGCUAAUAUUCUUUUGGAUGAAAACUUAACUGCAAAGGUAGCUGACUUUGGUGCUUCAAGACUAAUACCGAUGGAUAAAGAGCAGCUCACUACCAUGGUGCAAGGAACUCUAGGCUACUUAGACCCAGAAUACUACAACACAGGGCUCCUAAACGAAAAGAGUGAUGUUUAUAGCUUUGGGGUAGUCCUCAUGGAACUGCUCUCAGGUCAAAAGGCAUUGUGCUUUGAAAGGCCACAGUACUCUAAACAUCUGGUCAGUUACUUUGCUUCUGCCAUAAAAGAGAAUAGGGUGUAUGAGGUCAUUGAUGAGAAAGUGAUGACCGAGGAUAACAAGAUGGAGAUCAAGGAAGUUGCAAGAAUUGCUGUUGAGUGUACAAGACUGAUGGGAGAAGAAAGACCAAAGAUGAAGGAAGUAGCUGCAGAGCUUGAGGGAUUAAGAGUCACAAAAGACAAACAUCAUUGGUCGGAUCAGUACCCUGAGGAGACUGAGCACUUGGUCGGUGUUGAAAUCAUAUCGGCGCAAGGGGGUAGUAGUACCACUGACUAUGAUAGCAUCAAGAAUGUAGCAACGUUGCACAUUGAAGCUGGUCGCUGAUAUUUUUUAGUCAAAACUCUUAUCAAAAUCACAUCUAAGUAUCUUUGUUUUGUUUUAUUGUAAUAAAAAAAUGAAGUCAGUCA
Brassica rapa (field mustard) is the source of this 1481-nucleotide messenger RNA. Its product is annotated as wall-associated receptor kinase 1. Lineage: Eukaryota; Viridiplantae; Streptophyta; Magnoliopsida; Brassicales; Brassicaceae. Gene Ontology annotation, biological process: protein phosphorylation; cell surface receptor signaling pathway. Gene Ontology annotation, molecular function: protein serine/threonine kinase activity; calcium ion binding; ATP binding. The record is from RefSeq and is a predicted model, not a curated record. Gene Ontology annotation, cellular component: plasma membrane.